Messenger RNA from Neurospora tetraspora, 803 nucleotides. RefSeq lists its product as uncharacterized. The coding region runs from base 267 to 710 and encodes 147 amino acids. The record is from RefSeq and is a predicted model, not a curated record. NCBI's taxonomy places the organism in Eukaryota, Fungi, Ascomycota, Sordariomycetes, Sordariales, Sordariaceae. The transcript has 2 exons.
GCUAGGAUGUCGUCAGAUGCGGUUAGGCCUGCACAAAUGAUCCGAACUGAGAAAAGUUCCUGUCAGCAUCCCGUAUUCAGUCUGACAGGCCGCUGUUCUUUGCCCUCGUCCUCGAGAUCGACUUCGACUCGCCGAUCGCCCAACAAAGAGCUCUCCUAGAAACAAGACCUCGACGAGUCGCAACCUCAAAAUCUGUGUUUACGCACCUACAAAACAACCCCACUACCGCAUCAUCAAAACCUCUCACAAACACAACCCAAACCACCAUGGACUGCCUACGACUCUUCCGCCGCCUCCGCCGGCGCUCCUCCAAGCCAGAAGACGACUCCCUCCUCACCUCCCAACAACGUCACGGCCCGCGUCCCUACCGCGACCACGACCACAAACACAAACACUCUCCCUCCGCCGACUCUUCCUUCUCCACCGACUUCGAAAAGGUCUCCUCCUCCGACAGCACUCUCUACAGAGGCAGCUCGCGAACCGGCCACGGCUCUGUCGCCGUCCCCGUCAUCCGCCCUAAUGUCAACCCUGCUUAUUCGGCUUAUGCCACGCCGGAGGUGUAUCGCUAUGGUGGCGCGGGGCCGAAGGAUGAUGGGAGGACACCGGGGAGAAAUAUGGAGGUGGAUAUGGAUAGUGCCGAGGAGAAGGAGAGGAGGAGGAAGGCAGAGGAGGAGGAGCAGGAACGGUUGGAGUUUUUGCAGAUGAUGUGAACAUCUCGGCGGGUGGGAUCUCCUUUGUAUUCCUUUUGUAUCACGACAUCUUCAUGGCGGUUUCGGUUGGGCUCACGGUAUGGGACACGGCAA